This is a messenger RNA of Linum tenue, 2439 nucleotides long. Lineage: Eukaryota; Viridiplantae; Streptophyta; Magnoliopsida; Malpighiales; Linaceae. The record is from the annotation of a GenBank genome assembly.
AUGAACCUGCUAAAUUUGGCUUCUCUCGCUCUAAUCGCUGUCUUCUAUCUAUUUCUUUGUCGUGGAACCGCCGGAGGAUCCAGUAACAGCCGAACUGCAGUUGGAAUCGGAGCGAUCCUCGAUGUGGGUUCUCGCGUUGGUAGAGAAGCGAAAACCGGCAUUGAAAUAGCUCUCCACAAUUUCAACACCAAGUCCUCGAAUACCCGCCACAAUUUCUCUGUUUACUUCCGGGAUCCUCAGAGCGACCCUCUCAAAGCUGCUUACGCCGCUGAAGGGUUGAUUAAAACACAGAAGGUGGAGGCAAUUGUUGGGAUGCACACAUGGGCCGAAUCGGCGAUGGUUGGCGAAGUCGGAAGCCGGGCUCAAAUUCCGGUGCUUGCACUCUCUCCGUCGUCAAUUUCGGCGCCGCUAAAGCAAUUGCGCUGGCCGUUUUUGAUUAAUUUGGCGGGCAGUAACGGCUCUGAAGAGAUUCAGUGCAUCGCAGCUCUGGUUCGCUUCUAUAGUUGGAAAAGGGUUGUAGUGAUUUACGAAGACGAUGCGUAUGCUUGGAUUGUCACGGAAGGGAUAACAAGCCUUCUGGACUCCGUUGAAGACUCUGUUAUUUCCUCCAUGGAAGGAACUCUAGGAAUCAAGAGAGAUUUCCCUAAUGACGGUGGUGAUUAUGAAAAUUUCAAAUCCCAAUUUAGGGGGAAAUUCAGGUCAGAAUAUCCAGAGGAAGACAAUUUGGUUCCUGGUAUUCACGCUUUGAGAGCUUACGAUGGGAUCAGGGCCAUAGCAGAGGCGGUGGAGAAAAGAAAAACAGGGGAAAAAAUUAUGCUGUCAGAGAAUUUCACCGGGCUGAGCGGGGAAAUAUGCCUCACCGCCGGCGAAGAGCCUUGUCCGGCCUUGUUGAGGGUUGUUAACGUCGUGGGCAGAAGUUACAGAGAGCUGGAUUUCUGGCUGCCGGGUUUCGGGUUUUCCAAGACCCGGAAUGUUCAUGUCACGGAGGAGGAAAACGGGUUGUCGAGUACGGUGAUGUGGCCGGGGGAUUUGGUUGAUCGGCCCCCUACGGGCUGGGCAAUGCCCACCGAUUGGAAGCCGUUGAGGAUUGUGAUCCCCAAGCGAACGUCGUUCGAGAAGUUCGCGUCGUGGCCGGACGGGAAGAAAAGGCCCGAAGGCUACUGCAUCUCCCUGUUCGAUAAAGUGCUCCGGCAGCUGAACUACGCGCUGCCGCACGAGUACUUCUGCUACGACGGGCCCUACGACGACUUGAUUCAGGGAGUUUACAAUCAGACAUAUGAUGCGGCGGUUGGAGAUAUAGCGAUCUUGGCCGAUAGAUACAAAUACGUGGAUUUUACGCAGCCGUUUACAGAGUCUGGAUUGUCGACGAUCGUGCCAUCGUCACCCGACGACUCUGCGUGGAUGUUCACCAAGCCUUUCGAUUUCAAGAUGUGGACGAUGUGCCUUGCCCUUCUCGCCUAUACCAUAGUGGUGGUUUGGUUCAUGGAGCACAACUCCAACCCUGAAUUCCAAGGCCCAUGGAAUGCUCAAUUGGGCACGGCUCUUUGGUUCAUCUUCUGCUCUCUCUUCUUCGUUCAGAAGGAGAAGAUCAACAACAACAUUACAAGAGUGGCGGUGGUGGUGUGGUUCUGCGUGGUGUUCAUCCUGACGCAGAGCUACACCGCAAGCUUGACCUCCAUGCUCACCGUCAAGAGGCUGGGCCCCGAUUUCGAGAUCCUGAAGCAGAACAAGCUCUACGUCGGCUGCGACAACGAUUCCUUCGUCAAGAACUACCUCCAGACGGUGCUCGACUUCCAGCCUGACAGAAUUCGGAUCUUCGACAACGAAUCGCAGUACACGACGGCGUUCGAGACCAAGGAGAUCGCCGCCGCGUUCCUCGAAAUCCCCUACGAGACGAUCUUCAUCAACAAGCACUGCGGCGAGUAUACCACCACCAGAGCAAGCAACCGAUUUGGCGGAUUCGGAUUCGCGUUCCAGAAGGGUUCCCCGAUCGCGAGGGAUUUCUCAGAGGCAAUUCUGAAUUUGUCGGAGGACGGCACGUUGAGGAAAUUGGAAGAGGAGUGGUUCGGUCCGGUAACGGAGUGUCCGACGAGCGACAAGUUGACGCUACACAGCUUUGUGGGUCUGUUCAGCAUAUCAGCUGGAACGUCCACCAUGUGUUUGAUAAUAUUCCUGAUCCGGCUGAAGCGGUAUGGGGGGAAGAUGGCGCGUGUUCAUGACGUGGAUGAAGAGGAGAGUGGGAGUUUGGCGGGGGAAGAUAUGGGUUCCGGGUCGGGGAAACCCGGUGGUCCGACUCCGAGUCGGGCUCUGACGUUCCCGGCGGAACACGGUUUAAGCCAUCAAUGGUGGAGGUCGACGAGCUGCAGGUGGCGAUCUGUGGGUUCAAGUGACCCAGUCGAGGAAGCAUCUCCGGCGGUGAUAGAAAUGCCUAAGUUUUAG